This is a messenger RNA of Kwoniella shivajii, 1356 nucleotides long. RefSeq lists its product as uncharacterized. Bases 1 to 1356 code for a protein of 451 amino acids. The record is from RefSeq and is a predicted model, not a curated record. Gene Ontology annotation, molecular function: oxidoreductase activity. Gene Ontology annotation, biological process: deoxyribonucleotide biosynthetic process. The transcript has 9 exons. Lineage: Eukaryota; Fungi; Basidiomycota; Tremellomycetes; Tremellales; Cryptococcaceae.
AUGCCCACCCCACUCACACGAUCACGACCGAUAACACAUCCAUACCCUUCCUAUCCUUUAUCGAAAAUGGAUACUGCAGGACAAGUAGCUGGACCAAGUAGAUUAUCCAAUCGAUCAUCUUCACCUUCACCUUCACCGUCCUCAUCAUCGCGUUGCUCAACCGCAACUUCACUCGACGACCUGAACGAUAUGCCUGGGAUAGAUAUGUUCAGACCAAUGUACGAUAGUAAUCCCGCUUUGGAAGACAAGAUGAGCUCAGCGACUAUAACUGGAGUACAGGAUGUACCAUCUCAAAUUGGCAAAGCGGGUCAAGGGGAAAUUAAGAAAAGAAAGUUUCCGGAAGAAGAGGAUGAAGAUAUACUGAGGGAAUCAAACGAUAGAUUCGUUUUGUUUCCAAUCAAAUAUAGAGAGAUAUGGCAGGCAUACAAAGCAUCCCAAGCAUCGUUCUGGACGUCCGAGGAACUCGACCUGGGUCACGAUUUAGGGGACUGGAAUGACAAGUUGACGGAGCAAGAGAGGUUUUUCAUAUUGAGGAUACUAGCUUUCUUUGCUGCGAGCGACGGGAUAGUGGGUGAAAACAUUGUAUCGCAAUUCUCGUUAGAUGUUCAAAUAGCAGAAGCCAGAGCCUUUUAUGCGUUCCAAACUAUGAUGGAGCAAGUGCACAGCGAAACAUAUAGUCUGUUGAUUGAGACGUAUGUGAGGGACAGUGAAGAGAAGGACUUCUUAUUCAGAGGGAUGGAGAAUAUUCCAUGCGUGAGGAAAAAGGCAGAUUGGGCACUAAAGUAUAUAACGGAUGAUAUGCCCUUCCGACUGCGACUGGUCGCUUUCGCAUGUGUAGAGGGUAUUUUCUUCUCAGGAUCUUUCGCUGCGAUCUUCUGGUUGAAGAAGAGGGGUCUAAUGCCUGGAUUGACAUUCUCGAACGAGUUGAUCAGCAGAGACGAAGGGACGCAUACUGAUUUCGCAUGUCUACUGUACAACCACCUAAGACACAGGUGUUCGGAAGAAGAAGUCCAUAAUAUCGUUACGGAAGCUGUUGCCAUAGAAAAGGAAUUCCUGACAGAUGCUCUACCUUGUGCCUUGAUCGGUAUCAAUGCAGAUUUGAUGUGCCAAUAUAUCGAGUUUGUCGCCGAUCGCCUGAUAGUUGAUCUGGGUUAUUCAAAGAUAUUCCACGCUAAGAAUCCGUUUGAUUGGAUGGAAUUGAUUUCCCUUCAAGGUAAAGCAAACUUUUUCGAAUCAAGAGUAUCAUCUUAUCAACUCGCAAAUGUCUCUCGAUCAGGUACACCUUCCAUACCUCACAAAGAUGGGGCAAACGAGAGAUCCUCGAGAAGGGUAUUCACCACCGAUGCCGAUUUUUGA